AUGGCACAAAAGUGUGUACACAAGGGCUGCGGCAAACUGUUCACUGACCCCGACGAACCAUGUGUCUACCACCCAGGCCCUCCCGAAUUCCACGAAGGCCAAAAAGGAUGGAAGUGCUGUAAACCCCGCGUUCUCACGUUCGAAGAAUUCCUCUCCAUCCCACCAUGCACAACGGGGAAACACUCCAUGGUAGACACUCCUGCCACGGAAUCAGCAAGGGAGCCGCCCCAGAUAGAACCCAGUUCAACAGAGAAACCCACACCUAUCGCAAUUGGAAACGUUCCCACCACCCUAUCCGGUGCCGCAGUGCAUACCCCUACACCAACUACGUCCCCACCACCAGAAUCAGAAUCCGAUGACCCAUCCAUUGCUAUCAAUGCGGGGGCGACAUGUCGUCGCAGGGGUUGUAAUGCGAGCCACUCGCUUUCUUCAUCACGAGAUGAUGAGAAAUGCAUACAUCACCCUGGCCAGCCCAUUUUCCAUGAAGGGAGUAAGGGGUGGAGCUGCUGCAAGCGUAGAGUGCUGGAGUUUGAUGAGUUUAUGAAAAUUGCGGGGUGUAGAGAGAAGAAGAGACAUUUGUUUAUAGGGAAGGGGAAGCAAGCGGGAGAGGAGAAAGUUGAUAAUAUCCGAACCGAUUUCUACCAGACUGCCACCACUAUCAUGGCCACCCUGUACCUCAAGAAGAUUGACAAGGCCACUGCUAAAGUCAAAUUUUCAUCACCCACCACAAUUGAAUUGGACCUUCCAACCUCUGAUAAUAAGCGCUUCAGAGAAUCCUUCAACCUAUACGCGCCCAUCGAUGUCGAGAAAUCUAGUUUUCAAAUAAUGGGUACGAAGAUGGAUCUGAACUUGGUAAAGGCAGACGGGACGAGCUGGCCCGUCCUGCGGAAGGAUGAUAAACAUACAGGGGAAAUUAUUCAGAUUGGUCGCGCUAAGAAGGCUUGA
Molecule: messenger RNA, 945 nt
Organism: Paracoccidioides brasiliensis Pb18
Exons: 3
Coding region: 1-945 (314 amino acids)
Source: RefSeq, a predicted model, not a curated record